UCCUGUGUGUACCUACUGCCAGACGGUCUCAGCUCCGCAGAGGGGACACGCGCUCCUCUGUCCGCAACACUUUUAGCUGUAGUAACCUGUUGAACAGUCGGAGGUGGAGGAGUUCGUAUUCUACACUUUUAUCCGAGCAGCACCCGAACACCAACUUGUUCCAAACAACGCCAGGGCUCCGCGCGAAGGAAUGCGCGUGAACAACGACACCUGCGUCCGAAAAUACAUCAAAAAAAGAUAAGGUUGUGUCACGAUGGACGGCUUCGGCGUCGCUCGUCUGUCGUCGAACCGCAGGCCGUCUGUGGGGGGAGUCUCGCUCGAUGAAAACACCCUCGUUUGGAAGGCUCCGAGCCAGGUGCCCGUGAAAAAGCAAGCCGUGAAGAGGCACCACCACAAACACAACCUGAAGCACAGGUACGAGUUUCUGGAGACCCUCGGGAAAGGAACCUACGGCAAAGUGAAGAAAGCCAGGGAGAGAUCCGGGAGACUGGUUGCCAUAAAGUCUAUCAGAAAGGAGAAGAUCAAGGAUGAGCAAGACCUGGUUCAUAUUCGCAGAGAGAUCGAGAUCAUGUCCACGCUCUGCCACCCGCACAUCAUCACCAUAUAUGAAGUAUUUGAGAACAAGGACAAAAUUGUGAUUGUGAUGGAGUAUGCCAGCCGAGGGGACCUGUAUGACUACGUCUGUGACAAGAGGAGCAUCUCAGAGCGGGAGGCCAGGCACUUCUUCAGACAGAUUGUCUCAGCUGUCCACUACUGCCAUCAGAACGGAAUAGUGCACCGGGACCUGAAACUGGAGAAUAUUUUACUAGAUGGCAACGGCAACGUGAAGAUCGCAGACUUCGGCCUAUCCAACCUCUACCACGGCGAUGAGUAUCUUCAAACCUUUUGCGGCAGUCCUCUGUAUGCUUCCCCAGAGAUUGUCAAUGGACGGCCGUACCGUGGGCCAGAGGUGGACACUUGGUCUCUUGGCGUGCUGUUAUACACCAUGGUUCAUGGCACCAUGCCAUUUGAUGGACACAAUCACAAGACACUGGUCCAACAGAUAAGCACUGGGAACUACCGGAAACCCAACAAUCCCUCUGAUGCUUGUGGCCUGAUCCGUUGGAUGCUGAUGGUAAAUCCUGAGCGCAGAGCCACAAUAGAGGAGAUUGCGGGACACUGGUGGCUCAACUGGGGCUACCAGCAGCCAUUACUGGUUGAGACAAAGUGCAGUCCAGCAGAGCAGACCACUUCACCAGCCUCUCCAUCAACAACGCACCCUGGUGGCCUGGCUGGUGUUGCUAGUUGGCUGCGCCGCACAUCCAGACCUUUACUGGAGAACGGCUCCAAGAUGCGCUGCCUUCUCCGCUCACAGGGCAGUGGAGGGGAUGUAGUCCGGCAGCGCUCUCUGCGAAGGUCACGAAAGGAAAACAACGUCUCCCAGACCGUUAACGAGGCGAGCACAGACAGUCGGCCCUCUAAGGGUAUUUUAAAGAGACGCACCAGUGUGAAGCAGAAAGCAGCAAGUGAAUCCUCUGCUGUUGGUUCAGUGGAGCCACACAACAUUUUGGGUUUGUCUGCACCAGCCAAUGCCCCUUCAGCUGCAUUGCUGCCUCGCAAAGGUAUCCUAAAGAAGCCCACGGAGCAAGAGUCAGGGUACUACUCCUCUUCUCCUGAGAACAGUGACUCUGGCUUGGCGCCACAAUCUAAAGAGUGCCCUUCAGCACCAACCUAUCGGAAGGGCAUCUUGAAGCGCAAUGGGAAGUUCUCCUCAGGUGGGCUGCAGGAGUUUGGCUCUCUGGACCAGCUGGCAGUCUCCUUACCCCGCGGAGGCGCCCGAUCGAGACCAAGUGGGGCCAUUAGCGAGGACAGCAUUCUGUCCUCAGAGUCCUUCGACCAGCUGGAUCUACCGGACCGUGUAGAACAUCCGGCACAAAUGAAUAAACCAGCCAAGGCCAGCAUGAGAGGAUGUGUCUCUGCUGACAACCUGCUGGACAUCCAAGAAGACGGGAUUCUCGGGGAUGGGUCGCUGAGGCCCUGGAACUGCUACAAGUCCGGAGUGGCUGAUAGUGCCUUUUCCAUCACAGACUGUGAUAAUGUGACUGAGGCUUACAAACAGGCCAUGGUCAUACGAGGCUCUGCAGCAAGCUGAAGACCAGUAAUUAGUUGAGGACACUGAUUAAAGACUUGUUUUUGAUCCAGAAUUUUUAAAUGAUACUGAAGACAUGAUAGCCAAAGUGCAUUUUGUGAAAUUACCUGCACACUGUACUGUAACUUCAGGAACUGCACAGUACCAAAAAGGGAGGAGGCUUCUUGUUAAACAUCAGAUUGUAUUUUAGAGGGUGAUUGAUAAAUUAUUCUUAAAGGAGUCAGUGAAUAGCUUGCAAUUUGAUUUGAAGGUGAAAAUGUCAGGACGGCACAGUAUUUUUUAAAAAAUGAUUAUUGACAGUACUGCAGUUGAAAGUGUCCAUUUCAAAGAUUCUCAUGAAGAAGAUGAGUGCUGCUGUUGGUCAAUCGGGAGCUCUCGUUUUCAGCACGAGAGCUUUCUAUCAAAAGUUAUUGCAUCAAGUCACCCUGAAACCAAAAUGCUGGGCUUCAAUGUCCAAAAGUAAGUUUGCAGAACACUUAACUUAGUAACAAUAAACAGUCACAGUAGGACUUCUGUGUGAGUAUUGCAUAAGCCACUAAGUCAGUGUCUUUUAUUGUCGGCUGGACAGUUUGAGAAGGUAUUUAUGACUUAACGGCUCUUUUGAAUUGUAGCUUUGUGAUCAUCUCAUCUCAUCUGUCUACCUUAUAUUUAUCUAGGACAACGGCAAUAACUCACAGGUUCAACGUUCACAAGUUCACUCUCUACAACAUGCUACAACUUUCCCUCUCUAGGCCGUCAGGAAAAUGACAUUUUGUGGAUACCAAAGAGAAAAUUUGCCAAUAUUGGACUUUUUGGUUUAUGUUUAUUUAAAGCACUAGCAAAAAAGUGCCAAGAGGAUGUGUUCAUAACAGCUAUAGCUCGCAAAGGUUUUUUAUUGUAGGUUUUUUUCUUUUUUUCUUGAACUGACAUUUGGAUAAUGACUUGAAUAAUAAUCACGACACACAUCAAGCCUAACCAGUAGAACUGCUUUUGCUUCCAACCAUACAAUGAUACUAAGUACGCACGUGGCCAUGUAUUCUGUGUAUGCAGGUGGCAGUUUCACACAGAGGUGGAGCUCAUGAAGUCACUUCAUAGCUUUUUGAAAAACAACAACGUGUGUUUUGAAACCUUGAACCCCAGCUAACUACUGUAUGUGUGUAAUGUGGCACACACUUCACAUGUAACCUUUCAGCUGAAUUUUCAAGAUCAGUCAUGGGGCUCAGGUGUAUUGAACUUUGCAUUAUAAUCUAAAAUAUUCAGAUACCUGGGGUGUAACAGUGUUUCACAAAGCCUGAUUAGAAGUUUAGUCAUCUAACGGUUAAAAUGUUACAUCCUGGGUUUAAAGUAAAAUCAGGAAUUAUUCAUACUGAUGAUCAUUGAUGAAGUCUGACAAGACUUUUUGUUCCACCUUUUGUAGUUACCUGGUUGAUUUCCUAAUCCUGCUUUAUCAAAUACUUCCAGUUGGUCAGAAAAAGGUUCAUCAGUAUGUUCAUUUCUGCAUGAAAUUUGCUGCACACUGGAGUUACUUAAUUGGAUUGGCACGUUUGGCAUGAAAUUAGAACAUCAAGACAAGCUGGUGCCUGGAAUAGCACUUUAUCAGACCAUCGAAACCUGAUAACCGCACAAUUUAUUUAGCAGCUAUCAUGUAAGUAGAGUUCUUGUAACAAAAGUUGCACAAGGCAGAAACUGGAAUGUGCAAGCUGUAUUUUUUCAGUUGUUUAUGGUUAUGUUUUUUGGCACACUAUGAGGGUCAGGGGGAAUUUAAAGCCUGUACCUACACAGAAGUAAGCUGGAAGUUCUUGUCAUUUCUAAUCUGUCACGGACAACUGAUCAUUUAUUAAUGAAGUGUGACACAGGAAAAAUGCUGUUAGCCUUGGAGACCGGUCUGAAAUGUAUGUUUAUUUUUUUUGUACAACACAAUGUGCAUUUGUGCUUUUUUUUAACUGCAACAAAAACUACAUUUGCCAAAGUUACUGGCUUAUCAUUAUAUGACUGUGAUCUGCCAUGUGACCGGGAUGAGGAAAUCAAUAAAAAAAAGAAGAACUCAA
Chelmon rostratus (copperband butterflyfish) is the source of this 4155-nucleotide messenger RNA. It is a transcript of the gene nuak2, whose product is annotated as NUAK family, SNF1-like kinase, 2. Bases 254 to 2131 code for a protein of 625 amino acids. The transcript has 6 exons. Gene Ontology annotation, molecular function: ATP binding; tau-protein kinase activity; protein serine/threonine kinase activity. Lineage: Eukaryota; Metazoa; Chordata; Actinopteri; Chaetodontiformes; Chaetodontidae. The record is from RefSeq and is a predicted model, not a curated record. Gene Ontology annotation, biological process: intracellular signal transduction; microtubule cytoskeleton organization; protein phosphorylation. Gene Ontology annotation, cellular component: cytoplasm.